CGCUUUCUUUCUUGACCCGGGUGAGCUGACACACAGUGCGUCAUUAACCCCAAGGCCGAUCACCAACCCGGGGUUUAGGAUUAGAUGGGCACAAGCUGUCGACAGGCUGGCAUACUGCAGAUACAACUAAAAAUGGAAGCAAGAUCUCGUGUUAAUCCCACCCAUUUAGGGCAGAGGGUACAUCGAUUGCAUCGUCCAAUUUAUCUCCUCACCUUAAUUCCAUCGUUAACAAUUUUUAUAAUCCUCUGAAAACAAGACCCUCUUACUUGAACUCGAUAAACCUCGUUAUCCUCUUAAAUUUUCAUAUGCGCGGCUCUUAAUUCGGAAUGUGGGUAUUAUUCUUUCAUCAGGUAAGUAACUUGGGCCUUCAAUUCUGCAUUCAAAAAUUUCAAAUAGAAGAAGAAACAUAGAGCAUGCUGCAGAAAAACACUAGCAAUAUUAAUGAUCCGGACCAGCUCCCUCCUCCAUGUACUGGGAGUCACAACAAUAAUACUGGUUUUCAUUUUAUGCCUUGGAGGGCUGCUAUGUAUCCUCUAUGUCUUGCAUUUCAGGUUCAAGACUCACAAACAUCACUUAUUUGCCCUUAGGGAGUUCAAUUCUUUCUGGGUCAUUAGGAUCAUGCUUGUCAUUUUUGCAGUCCUGUGGAGUCUUUUGGAGCUCUUGAGGUUGCCAUUGUUGAGACACAAGGGAUGGCCCUUAUCUUCAAUGGGUGUACAUUGGCAGACAAAUUUGUGCAAAACCCAUAUGUUGUUAUCACAGGGGGUUAUAGAACCUUGCUUUUAUUUGACGGCACUUUCUUUGGUUCACGGGCCCUUGCAGAAUGACCCCUUUGGCCCUAGGAAAAAGGGCAACGGCAGAACUGUUUUCAACAUUUUGGUUUGUUGUCUUCCAGUGUUUAUUCUGCAGUUGUUCAUUUUGGUAAUUGGUCCUGGCAUAACCUUUAGAGGGGGGAAGAGCAUGGUCAAAGUAUUGCCGAGGUCUUUCACCAGGACCUAUGAGGUGGUGCACCAUUCGGAAGGAAAACACGACAUGGCCCUGUGCACUUAUCCUCUCUUGAGUACCAUUGUUUUGGGAAGUUUUGGGUUCUUGUAUAUUUCAUAUUUUCUGUACGUGUGUUGGAGGAUGUUGCUGCUGGUUAUCAACAAGAGGCUGCAGUGCAGAGUCUAUGGUUUGGUUUCUACGGUGGUGCUAUUCCUGCCCAUCCAGGUAAUGCUCUUGGGCUUAUCUAUUUUGAGAAAACCUACGGAGGGCGUUUUUGAAUUGUUUUCCUUCUUGGGUUUUCUUACAACUGUAAUGGCAACCACCUUGGGGGAAGGGAUUCUCGUGAUUAGGCCUAUUGCUGAUGCACUAGCAGUCAGGUGGGUAUUUAAUUCUAACACCCAAUUUGACAAAACUAGGGAUGGACCGGGAUUUAGUUCUGUAUCCAUUGAGGUAUUUUCAGGACCUGGAAUGAGAAGGGAUGGUGAGGAGCGAUUAUUGGGGAAAUAAGACAGGUUUGAGACUAGAGGUACUUGUAAAUGGGCACCUUGUGAUGGUCUAGUCACACAAAACCUACUAAACCUACAUUCUUCUUUUGCGAGGUGAGGACAUUUUGAGUGCAAUUUUGUGAUUUCUCAGUUGGAGUUGCUUUUAUUUUUGCCAGAGCUCCAUGUUAUCUGUACAGUGAUAUUGUGGAGGCCGGCAAGAGUUGUAGAUGCUGUAUGAAUUGUUUUUGUUAAACAGCAUAAUUGACAGUGAUUGAAUGAUACAGAAUUCUAUUGGACUCUUGUAUAAUUGUAAAAAGUUUCAGGGCAAUCAUCUAGUGGCUAAAUUGUAAUAUUUUGAUGAUUUUUAUACAUAUAUAACAGGCACACAUUAAAAGAUCCAUAUACUGAGGAUUUUGCAUUA
This is a messenger RNA of Cryptomeria japonica (Japanese cedar), 1887 nucleotides long. RefSeq lists its product as uncharacterized. The coding region runs from base 442 to 1488 and encodes 348 amino acids. The record is from RefSeq and is a predicted model, not a curated record. The transcript has a single exon. NCBI's taxonomy places the organism in Eukaryota, Viridiplantae, Streptophyta, Pinopsida, Cupressales, Cupressaceae.